Hylaeus volcanicus is the source of this 5338-nucleotide messenger RNA. It is a transcript of the gene Usp1, whose product is annotated as ubiquitin carboxyl-terminal hydrolase 1. Gene Ontology annotation, cellular component: cytosol; nucleus. Lineage: Eukaryota; Metazoa; Arthropoda; Insecta; Hymenoptera; Colletidae. The record is from RefSeq and is a predicted model, not a curated record. Gene Ontology annotation, molecular function: cysteine-type deubiquitinase activity; cysteine-type endopeptidase activity. Gene Ontology annotation, biological process: protein deubiquitination. The transcript is spliced from 9 exons. Bases 646 to 2598 code for a protein of 650 amino acids.
UUCUGUUUUAAAUCAUGUGGUUUUGUUACUAGAUCGUAUUGUCUCAAUAAUAAAUAAUAAAUACUUAUAAAUAAAACUAGAUUUUAUUCAAUUCAACUUGUAUGACAUACAAUGUAUGAGCAAUGAAAUACAUGAAAAAAUGAAAGAAUUUAUUCCAUGCUAAGGAUUGUAUACUCGUAUGGUUUUGGCAUAGAUCAAAUGACAUAUUUGACAGAAUUUUGUGUUAGUGAAAGUAUUUUUAAGCUUAUUCAAAGUCCUACUUGGCGUGAAAGUAUUUUUGACCUAUUAAAUAUACGAUACUUGAUGGUUGGAUCAGACGCAAAUGCAACGCUCGUAGCGGAUUCUGGUGGAACGCUGUGACGGCAAUCAGCAGUGUGACAGUAAAGGAAAAGCUAUAUAAAUGUGAAAUUGUGAACUGCACAUGAACGCGAUUCAGGAAUUUAUGAUAUUAGGUGUAACGGGUAAUGGCUACUGCAAUAUUGUUAAACAAAACUGUCUCGUGUGACAUCAGUAGAAAUGUAGUUCGCGUUAUUUAAAGAAUAUCUUGUGGUUUUAUUGUAUAUACAGAAUUUUUUUUAUUAACUAAGGUUAAUAACAAACUCAUUUGUUCCAUGACUUCCCUACCGAACAAUACGUUAACAGAAAAUGACAGUAUUAGAUACAGAAGAAGACGCGGAUAAACGUUCUGUUCCUCCUAGAAAGAAAUUUUGCUUAUCCCUUUCUGGCCGUGAACGUACAAUUUCUAACAACGUCUCUCAGGCUCCACAAACAUCGGUUAAGGACAGCCUUCUGAACAGAGAAAUUUUUACAUAUAGUACAAGCAAAAUGUUGAAUGGCUAUCGUAAUCAGCUAAACAAUCAUCAGGAUGGAAGCUACGAUGUAUCAAAUAGUGGUACAGAAGGAUUAAGAAUAGCUACUUUGUGUAAUUUAGGAAACACAUGUUUCUUAAACAGUGUGAUAUAUACUUUACGAUUUGCACCAUCCUUCCUACAUAAUUUGCACCAUUUAGCCACUGAUUUGUCUAAUAUAAACGAUAAACAACUUCAAACUAAAAUGAAAUCAUCAUCUUUGGGUAGGACCGGCAUGUCCCUUACAUCGAGCGGCAGUCGUAGUUGGAGUAGUAAAGAUUUGUUAGCUCUGGCUGGGUCUUCUGGAGAUACUGGCAAACAUAGAAUACAAAUAGCUACUGAAAAGCUACAUGAAUUGUUUAUAGCAUUACGCGCAUCCGAAGCAAGAGAAAACAGUGAACCUUAUCAGCCAGAUGCAUUUUUACAAGCUCUUAGAGAUGUGAAUCCUAUCUUUGAAGGAAAUCAACAGCAAGAUGCUCAUGAACUCUUGGUAUGUUUGCUUGAUAACAUCAGGGAAACAUUUCAAUUGUUGGUCAGGCAUAGAGAAAGUCAGUUUGGGCAAAAUAACGGAGACUUCUCUACAGAACAUUUAUCAGACUUACAGUCAGAAAAUAGUAAUUCCAGUAAGAGAAGUAUUUGCAAACCUAGAAAGAAAAAGAAGAUAACAACAAUAGGAAGUUCAUCGUGUCUUGUACAGUCGAAUUUAAAUGGUGUAUCCGCAUCAUCUAGACCAUUUGAAAACGGUCACGCCGAAUUUUUGGAAAGUAACGGAGACAUUAGUAGUCGUAGACCAGAAAGCAAAAAAUGCUUUAUUUCUGAAGAUUUUGAAGGAGUUAGUCUUUUGCAAACCACAUGCCUUGAAUGUGAACACGUUACAGAAAGAAAAGAAACAUUUUGCGAUAUAUGUGUGCCUAUCGAUAUCGACCGAUCGAACGAAACAGACGAAGAAUUAAGAUCAAUGGAUAGUAGCGAAGUGUAUAAACGUGCGGUAGUUACUAGUGAACUUCUUUGGGGUAGAGAUAAAUAUUGGUGCGCUAGUUGUCUUCAAUAUAACGAAGCGCGAAGAGCUGUAUGUUUUCCAUCCUUACCAAGACUUCUUAUACUGCAGUUGAAAAGAUUUUCCACUGCUGCAGGAUCAAUGGAAAAAAUUAAUAACCAUAUGCCGACACCAUUAACUUUGCAAUGUUUUUGUGAAGAAUGUAUCAAUGAUCAAAAUCAUGGAAUCACUGGAGGUAGAUCAGAAUCUCGACACGUGUACAAACUGUAUUCUGUAAUUAUGCACCAGGGUGCAACAAUGACAGCUGGUCAUUACGUUGCUUACACCCGUUUACCGGAUGAAUCAGCAUUCGCAGAGUAUUUCCAGUGCGAUCGAGAUAGUAAGCGACAAACUUCUGCUCAGAGUAGUAGCAGUACAAGUACAAACUCAUCUUCAUCGGACAAAACGUCCGGUAUAUUAAAAUACUUCAGAAGUAAACCGAGUGCUAGUGAAACUAAGGAACAAUUAAUCAGGGUUGGUUGUCGUAGUAUGGAUUGCUGUGGCAUUCGACGUCACAAACAUUCUAGUAUUUGGUUGGAAUGUGAUGAUGAAGCAGUGCAUGUAAUUCCAUUACGAGAAUUGGAAGAUAAAUUAGCACCGAACCCGCGAAAUUCUGCUACACCUUACCUCCUGUUCUAUGUGAGGUCUAUGACGUCUGUCAAUACGUUGAUGCAAAGUCUUCACUUCAUCGGUCUUUUGGGUUGUAAGUUAUAAAAUGUGAUUCUUUUUUUGAAUUUUAUGAUAGAUUCAUUAACCCUUUGGAUGGCAACGGUUUCUAUGCGAAGAAUGCCACGGACCGAUAGAAAGGCUCCGUGUAUCGGCCGUGGCACUCGGCACACACCACGCAGAUCGGCCUGGCAUCCAAAGGGUUAACUGAAGUCUCUGUAUUUGGAAUAAAAUAGUCUUUGAACUCAACUUCAAUGUAAUCUAAGCAGUUGCUAAUUUUCCUAAUUCUAUUUCUAAUGCUUUUAUCGUUUGAAGAAUUUGUUUCUAGCUCUCAACAUUCAAUAAAUUUUGAAAAACUUAUCCCUCCAAAAUACGUUCGAAGAAAAUGGUACUUUCGUGUUAUGUUGAUACGACUACUAAGAUGAGCAGUAUUAAGUUUCACUUCAUCUUCUGUGCUGGGAAUACUCCGCGGUUUGAACGCAACGAUAAAACACUCUUGUUACGAAUAUUUCGGGAUUUGAUCGCAAAGAGUUACAUGUUAAAACUAAAAGUGCAUUGGGCCUCUUUUUUCUGCUAAUGGCUGUUCUGUGAUGUCACAAACAUUCCAAAUCUGUUUACUCUGUAUGUAUUCUAUUGAGCUUAGGUAAGCGUGUAUAAAUUUCCUAGAAAAUAAAUUAUGUAUUGGAAACUUGUUGAAGAUUAGAAUUUGGUAGUUAAGUUCUGAUAUGCGAUAAGUUCUUCAGUCUAAAUGACGAUGCUAUUCAAGUCUUGCUAUCAGUACCACAAGAUGUCAAUUUGUAUUUAGAUAAUUAAUGUUUGUUGGACGUGGAGCAGUUUAUUUUUAACUUAUCUCUAAAAAAAAAAAAAAAUAUACAUGUCGAAUUGAGUAACCUCCUCCUUUUCGAAGUCGGUUAAACAUAAAAGUGUGUAUUCUUCAUUUUAUUUCCUUGUUUUUUUUAGCUUGUAGGUAUGUUCAAACUUCAUUGAUAGUAUAACAAUGAUAUUUAUAUUAAUAACGUAAAUUUAUGUCACAGUUGUCAUCUUUUUACAUUUACAUUAUUUAUAAUGUUUCUUUUCAUUUAAAUCAUGUAUUAAUUAUAUUUUACUUUUAUAUUCAGAACCUGCAUUAAUUCAUGAUAACGAUUAAACAAUCAAAUUUUAUUACCGAAUCUCUCUUCAUAAUUACAUCUUCAACAUUUCGAUAGUAUUAAAUCGUAAAUAUAUUUCUAUACUAUCGUUUUUACAUGUCUACAUUCUAAGUAUUUGAAGAAAAGAUUAAAAGUCACAACAUCGUGUAUUUUAAGGUUUAUCGAGAGUAAUGGUAUUCGAAAUGAUAGUAAUUGAAAAAAGGAGUGUAACGAUCUAAAAAUCAAACCUUUACAAUUACGGAAAUCUAAUACAAAUUGUUUUCAUUUGUUUGUAAUGUAGUAUUAUCAAAGCAUCACUGUAUAUGCGAAAAUCAAUCAUCAUUACAUGUUCUAUAGGAUAAACAUUUAUAUAUUGAAAAAGUAACUGCAAAGAUGCGAGGAAAUUGUUAUCAAAGAACGGCAGAGUGAAGCAGUAGAGGAAACAGUGAAUUAUUAAUUAUAGAGAAAGUCCUGUACGCGUUGAAAUAUUUGUAAAAUGUCAGGAUGUCAGUUUAAUCAUACGUGGCUAUAUCCAUAUAUUGAUUGUCGCGAUAGGGGUCAGUAGUGGAUAGUCGUGUUUUACCUGUCAGCCUGACAUAUCGUAGUUUCUUCUACUUUUCUAUUCGCUUCGCAUUCGGGUUCCGUUUUUUUUGUUUUUGUAAUUAGUCAUUUUUCUCACAUUGGAUAUGAUCGCACUACUAUUUCUCUAACAAGGUAAGUUUGUUAAGCAAAUAGAAAAAUGAACAAUUUUAGCGAUCUCGAAAGUAAUGAAAUUUGCGCGUUGCGAAUAACGGAAUUCAAAUAAACCCAGAACAUCAACGAUACUUUUAAUAUUUAUUUUCUAUUCAUUGUUGAUCAUCGCAAAUUGUAAAUUAAGUAUAGACAUACGACGGUACAACCAUUUUACAUGAUAUGAACAAAAAUGUGUACUAUUAAUAUAACGUAACUCGGAAAUAGCAAAAGGAAAUUUCCGAUCGUAUUAAUAAAUAUUUAUCGCUUCAGUUAUUCUUUCGAAACAUUAAAUAUUCUAUUAUUCGAAAAUUUGUAUUCAGUGUCCAACGGUUGCAGUGCACUUCCGAAAUCAGGGGAGUUGUAAGUGAAAUCGAUUUUCAAACGUAAUCGUUGACACACUUAGUGCUAUCGCAAUAUUGGAAACCAUAUAUAUGUAUAUAUAUAUGGAUUAUACAUUUAUUUUUAUCGUAUGCUGAUCAUUACUUGAAUUAAUUCAUUUGUUUAUUUACAUAAUUUCCGAAUAAACCACGUACCUGCGAUUUACUCAACAAUAACAAUUUAACGUCAAUUUGUACACUGAUAUGGUAAGUGUAAUAUAUAAACAUUAUUAAAUGUGUAUAUUUUGGUGUAAAACACUUUAUGUGUCCUUUAAAAACUGCUCGCAAUUUCGUACGAACACGAAUCAUCAAUUCUCAUAAUUGACCGCGAAUUCUUAAUGAAGAAUUUGUAACUGGCGGAAGUAUAUAACAUCACAAUAUAUAAUGCACAAUUGUCGUUGUAACGAAGCAAGUGCAAUCAAUACGUUCACAGUGUAUUCGUCGACGAGUAAAUGGAUGUCGCAAUAAUGUUGAUGUUUAUUGUUAUACAUGCAUCAUGUACGAUCACAUUCUAUUCGAAUUCGUUCUUAAUUAAAUUAUUAAUUCACCAUU